Messenger RNA from Acanthamoeba castellanii str. Neff, 1161 nucleotides. RefSeq names its product LETM1 family protein. The record is from RefSeq and is a predicted model, not a curated record. Gene Ontology annotation, cellular component: mitochondrial inner membrane. Gene Ontology annotation, biological process: intracellular monoatomic cation homeostasis. Gene Ontology annotation, molecular function: ribosome binding. NCBI's taxonomy places the organism in Eukaryota, Discosea, Longamoebia, Acanthamoebidae. The coding region runs from base 1 to 1161 and encodes 386 amino acids. The transcript is spliced from 7 exons.
AUGCGCAAGUGCCCCACCACGACCACGACUACUGCCCUUGGGCUGCGCUUUGCCCGGCGUUCCCCCAGCAGCGGGCUCCUCACCGCCCGCCGGCUCUUCCCCUCGUCCGGCGCCUACCGCUCGCAACUACGACCGGCUGCCGUUGCCGGGUGGAGAGGCAUGUCCACCACCGGUCAUGGACCGGCGGCACCUGACACGAAGGACGAACAGCAGCCGCUCGGCGCCACCACAACUCCGCCGCCAGCCAUAGCGCCAGAGGCGGAGGCAGCGCCGGCUGCCGUGGCAGCAGCUCCCAAGUGGCAGACCCUGAUGGCCAAGGCCAAGGAACUGGCGCGCGGGAUCAAGGACGGCACGGUGGAGCUCUACCGCAACGUCAAGCACACGCGCCGCCUCAGGGCGGUGGUCCGCGAGAGGGGCAUCGACGCGCUGACCAGGCGGGAAAUACGCCUCAUGAACCGGACGCGAGAGGACCUCAAAGCCCUCGUCCCCUUCCUAAUCCUCGAGAUCGUGUUGCCGGAGGCGACCCCGUUCGUGGUGAUGCUGUUUCCGGGGAUACUGCCGUCCCCCUACCAGCGCCUCAUCCCGCAGCAGAAGCGGAAGGAGCGGGAGCGGAAGCGCACGGUGGAGGCCCUGGAGCAGAUGCGCAGCGAGCUUCACGCGCUCGGCGGCCAACGGCCGAUCAACUUCACCGAUUCGAGCUUGGAUGACCUGGUGGCCUCUCUGCAGCGGGACGAAUCGGGCCUCCGCGAGAAGCUGGAGGUGGCCAGCCUGCCCGACGGAAUGGUCGAGGCCAUGACGCGCUACACGUCCGUAUGGAGCCGCUUCAGAACGCAAAACGGCCUACGCAGCUCCCUGCAGCGCAAGCUCGACGCUCUGCGCAAAGACGACGAGCUGAUCGCGAAGGAGGGAGGCAUUGACUCGCUUUCCGAGGAGGAGAAGGAGGAGGCCUACUACGAACGCCGCAUCGGCCUGGCCGCCACGAGCCCGGCGUCCCCGGCAGCAACGGUGGAGCCGUCAUCAGCCGUCGGCCCCACCGACCCAGACAGGGAGCGACACCUGCGCGAGUGGCUCCACCUCUCUGCGGCCAUACGGGACUGCCGCGAGCAACACCGGGCCACAGUGCCCGACACGUCCCUUCUUCUCCUGGCCCUCCGGCACUGA